This is a messenger RNA of Gossypium raimondii (Peruvian cotton), 2368 nucleotides long. RefSeq names its product phosphatidylinositol 3,4,5-trisphosphate 3-phosphatase and protein-tyrosine-phosphatase PTEN2A. Bases 217 to 2160 code for a protein of 647 amino acids. Gene Ontology annotation, cellular component: cytosol. Lineage: Eukaryota; Viridiplantae; Streptophyta; Magnoliopsida; Malvales; Malvaceae. Gene Ontology annotation, biological process: dephosphorylation. The transcript has 13 exons. The record is from RefSeq and is a predicted model, not a curated record. Gene Ontology annotation, molecular function: phosphatidylinositol-3,4,5-trisphosphate 3-phosphatase activity.
GAUAAUUUCCGACCCGCGAGACCGGUUUUUUCAAUGGUAAUAUAUUUUUUUAUUUUCAAUUGCGGACAUGAGCUUCGACGCAAGCCAAUCAAAUCCAAUAAACAGUUGAAGAUCUUGUUCAUUUUCAACAAUUGCAGCGUAUAAUUCCAGCUAAGGAUCCGAUUUCUGAGUUAUGUCCUUUGUUCAGAUAUUGGUUGAUUGCAGUUGAGUAGUAGAAUGGACUCAGAAUCUGUUGAUUCCUUAUCUCAAGCUCCAAGUAAAGCUUCUGAUGUUGAAACCUCUGCUGAAGUCGCCGCUGCUGCUAAACUGCCAGCUAAUAUGAAUGAUAUGAAAAGUCACCCAAUGGCUAACAAUGUGGAACCUCCUCUCAAAACUUAUGAUAUUGAACCUCCAAAGCCUGCUGAUAAUGCAUCUACUGUCACUGUGAAAACCAUUUCCUCGCAGAACUCCCCAGCAUCUGCGUUACCCUCCACUGGCAUAUCUUCUUGGGCAAGAAAUUUGAAAUUACCACAGCCCAUAGCACCACCACAGGAAUCUCAAGCUGGAAAUGAUGGGACUUCAGCUCUAGCACGCUUUACCAGUGGGCUUGGAUUGAGGUUGCAAUCGAUGACUCUAUCACCGGAUGACAGCGCAGCACAUACUUCUACAGCACCACAAGCUGUUUUUGAAUCAUUUAAAAAGGGUAUAGUUGACUCGUCUUUGAAUGCAGUGAAGGCUGUGCAGGUCAAAGCACGCCAUAUGGUCUCGCAAAACAAUCGAAGAUACCAGGAGGGAGAGUUUGAUUUGGAUAUGACUUAUAUCACUGAGAAUAUAAUUGCCAUGGGGUUUCCAGCUGGUGAUCUAAGCUCGGGGCUUUUUGGAUUCUUUGAGGGCUUUUACCGAAAUAAAAUGGAGGAAGUGAUCAAGUUUUUUGAAACUCAUCAUAAGGGGAGAUACAAAGUGUACAAUCUUUGUUCAGAGAGGUUGUAUGAUGCAUCACUGUUCCAGGGGAAGGUUGCGAGUUUCCCAUUUAAUGACCACAAUUGCCCCCCAUUUCAUCUCAUAAAAUCCUUUUGUCAAAGUGCUUACUCAUGGUUGAAAGAGGACAUUGAAAAUGUUGUGGUUGUUCAUUGUAAAGCCGGUAUGGGAAGGACAGGGCUAAUGAUUUGCAGUCUUCUUUUAUUCCUUAAGUUCUUUCCCACAGCUGAAGAGGCCAUUGAUUACUUCAACCAGAAAAGAUGCAUAGAUGGGAAAGCUCUGGUUCUCCCAAGUCAGAUUAGAUAUGUCAAAUAUUUUAAGCGUAUCCUAACGCGCUUCAACGGAGAAGAUCAGCCUGGACGUAGGUGCAUGAUUAGGGGCUUCCGGCUUCACAAGUGUCCUUAUUGGAUUAGGCCCUCCAUUACCAUCUCUGAUCACAGUGGAACUCUGUUCUCUACAAGCAAGCAUCCCAAAACAAAGAAUUUAAUGCCAGAAGAUUUCUGGAUUAAGGCACCUAAGAAAGGGAUAGUAAUUUUUGCAAUUCCCAGGGAGCCUGGUCUUGCAGAAGUAGUGGGUGACUUCAAAAUCCAUUUUCAUGACCGCCAAGGCGAUUUUUACUGUUGGUUAAAUACGACAAUGAUAGAGAACAGAAUGAUACUCAAUGCCUCGGAUCUUGAUGGUUUUGAUAAGAGAAAUGUACCUUACCAUGGAUUCAAGAUUGAAUUGGUAAUGAUAGACUAUGAUGGCCCACUAAAGAUGAAUUCUAAAUCCGAUUCUGCAAACAAUGGAACCGAGGGUAACUCCGGUUAUGUCAAGGAUCGAGUCAUAGGAGCCAAUUCAAAACAAAGCAAAGCUUCGGAGACUGAAGAUAACGAUGACAUAUUCUCAGACAGUGAUGGAGAGGAAUCAGGGGCUUCACCGAGUAGGCCGACUCAACCGGCUGCUGGAGCAGGACCUACAAUCUCCAGCAAUCUAUUGAACCCUGCAGCCGAGCAAAAAGGAACAUCAAAACCAUCUGUCAAAAAUCAAGAGCUUUCAUCUAAUAAUAGUUCCAAAGACAUUGCCAUUAAUGGAGUUGGCAAACAUUCAACAGGACUUGAGCUGCCCAGUAUGGAGUUGAUGGGCGCAAGUGACAUCAAAUCCAUUGCUGCUGAUGCUUCAGUCUUCAGUUUUGGCGACGACGAAGAUUAUGACAGUGAGUGAGCUAGGUUUGUCUAAACAUCAAAACGAGAAAUUCCCAUUGAUUUUUUUUUUUUUUGAAAAAAAAACACACACGAUAAAAUGCAAUUGAACAAUUUAUUGUACGAAUUUGUUGCACUAAUGAGAGGUUGAGGGUGAUAGCUUGACCUCUCGUUAGCUGCCAUUUGUUCUUUGCUUUAUAUUGAAUUCUCUUAUUUAUUAUUAUCUUGCA